Messenger RNA from Penicillium longicatenatum, 846 nucleotides. RefSeq names its product RTA1 domain-containing protein. Gene Ontology annotation, cellular component: membrane. The record is from RefSeq and is a predicted model, not a curated record. NCBI's taxonomy places the organism in Eukaryota, Fungi, Ascomycota, Eurotiomycetes, Eurotiales, Aspergillaceae. The transcript is spliced from 3 exons. Bases 1 to 846 code for a protein of 281 amino acids.
AUGAACCAUAGUAAUCUCUACGGGUAUGAUCCGUCCAUCGCGGCGGCCGCCAUCUUCGUUAUCCUCUUUGUCAUCACCACAGCCUACCACAUCUGGCAAUUGACUAAAGCCCGAUGCUGGUACUUCAUUCCCUUCGUGAUUGGGGGGAUUUUCCAAAUCAUUGGUUAUAUUUGCCGGAUCAUCGCCCAUAAUGACCUAGGCUCCGUCACCAUCUAUGCUUUGCAAUCCGUGAUGACUCUUCUCGCACCAACACUGUAUGCUGCUUCCAUCUACAUGGUCCUUGGCCGCCUGGUGGCCUAUCUAAAUGCCGAGAAUUUGAGUCUCGUCCCCGUGAAGUGGAUGACCAAGAUCUUUGUUGCGGGAGAUGUCUUGUCGUUCAUGAUGCAAUCAGCUGGUGGCGGUCUCAUGGCUAGUAAGAAGACUAGUACCCGAAACACUGGAUCCAACGUUGUCAUCGGUGGUCUGGUCGUGCAACUUCUCUUCUUCGGCUUUUUCGUGGUCGUCGCGGCUGUCUUUCACGUCCGCAUCAACAAAUUUCCAACCACGAAAUCUUCAUCAGAGCGUCAAAUGACGCGAUCCCUAGGCUGGAAGCAACGGAACUGGGCCACAGUACUGAUGGCGCUGUACGUGGUCAGCAUACUGAUCCUGGUUCGAUCGAUCUUCCGUCUGAUAGAGUACAAGUAUGGCUUUGAUGGGUAUAUCAUGACGCACGAAGCCUUUUCCUAUAUUUUCGAUGCGCUGAUCAUGUUCAUCGCCAUGGUGGUAAUGAAUCUUUAUCACCCAGCCGUUAUUUUGGGCGAUGGAAAGAAUGAACGAGUCCCGGAUUCAUACGAUAUGCCUCUUUAG